This is a messenger RNA of Adineta ricciae, 921 nucleotides long. The record is from the annotation of a GenBank genome assembly. NCBI's taxonomy places the organism in Eukaryota, Metazoa, Rotifera, Eurotatoria, Adinetida, Adinetidae.
AUGGAAAACGAUGAUCGUGUUGAUGAAUAUUUGAAACGAAUAGAAGUCAAUCGCCCGAAAGAUGUAUCGGAUGAAGAAUAUCUGGCUCAAUUGCAUGUGGGCCAUUUAACACACAUACCAUUCGAAACGUUUGAUUUGAUCGACAUUAAACAAUUGAAUAUUGAACAAGAUCAAAUCUUUCGCAAACUCGUACAAGAAAAGCGUGGUGGAGUUUGUUGCGAAAUGAAUGGUCUCUUUGCGUUUAUUUUGCAGAAUUUUAACUAUAAAAUUGAACUCAUUCCAUGUGGAGUUUAUGCAACAGAGACAGAAAGUUAUUCUGAUCUUUAUACGCACAUUGCCAUGCGUAUCACAACGAAAAAUGGUACAAAGUAUCUAUGUGAUGUUGGUUUCUCAAUGGAUCCGCUUACACCAUUAUAUUUUCAAACGGAUUGUGUUCAAUAUGCUUUAAAUGGCUUUUAUCAAAUAAUCAAAUCCGAGGAUCAAUUGUAUUAUCAACUUAGAAAUGGUUGUCUGAAAAAUAAAAACGAUCAGUUUUCUCUCACAUCAUCUUCAUUGGAAACUUCAAUUGUUGAUAUCGAUCCGGAGCGUAUUGCAUGGCGUAUGAGUUAUCGAUUUCCGAUUGAUUUCGACCAGAAAACAUUGACAUUAGACGAUUACAAGUUCAAAUGUCCGUCCAUUGUUCAUUCGCCCGAUAUUAUACUCAAUCAUCAAUCGAUUUGUCAUAUACAUACGUACCAACCAACAGUUGGUGCUUAUAGUUUAAAUGGUAAAAAGUAUUCUGAAUGGAUUUUCGAAGAUGGACACGCGAUCCGUAAAAGUGCACCAUCAUCGAUUGAUGACAAGGAAGUAGAGAAACUGUUGCAAGAAAAAUUCAAUUUAAACAUUGAACGAAAAAUUGAACUUGUUGAUUCCUUAAUAUGA